AUGGAGACCCCCCUUACAAACCCGUACCCCGACCAGAUGAACACCCACGCCCAACAGGAGGAGUCGAUCUUGGCUGGAGAUGGCACACGACCUGUGUCUCCAUUGGAAAACAAUCCGCGCCCCGAGAGUGCCAACGAGAAGACAUGCACCCGCAUCUGCAACUCCUGGGAAGGCUUCUUACUUAGGCCCUGGAAAAUGUUUUUAAUCCUUCUCAUCGGCGUUAUCUUUGCCGUUGGUCACCAUUUAUUCUACCUUCAUCUCGACGGCAAGGAAGGCGAUGCGCAGUCCCUCAUGUUCCGAUACGGCACUAUUAUUGCCUUCUGCGCCAAAACCAGCUUCGGAACCGCCGUGACCAUGGCAUUUCAGCAAAGAGCUUGGCUCGUUGUGCGCCGGAGGACUGCUCGACUUGACACAGUCGAUUCCAUCUUUACAGCCAACACCGAGUUUAUGUCGCUGGUUGACUGGCGGGCGAUAAAAAGGGCCAAGAUAUCGACUUGCCUCGCUCUUUAUUGCUGGCUCACACCACUGGUCGUGAUCUUGACUUCAGAAACUCUUUCUACCGUCGUGUGGUUGGAGUCUGCGUCCUGUCCAUCUGUACGCACUCUGAACUUCGACAACGAAGCAAUCGCCGAUUGGCGUCUCCCCGUCAAGAUCAACGACCACAUGGGGAUAUCGGUAUCACUCUGGAACUCCACAGAGCCAGGAAAGGAUCAAUUGGAUAUCACAAAGGGCGAGACUGACUACUGGAACCGACCCUCCAUGCAGUACGCGAGGCAGCUUCUUCCUCCGGUUUUAUGCCAAGGCCAACCUACAACCCGAAAGAAGGCGGGUGUGGCGAUAUGUUCCGAUAACUGGGACUGCUCCUACGUCAUCAGUUUCGUUGGCCCAGGUUAUAAGUGCCAGCAGCUCGCGUCUGGGGUGGGCUCCAAGGUGAAGAAACUUGGAGAAUCUGAAGCGCCGUUCGACACCAGCGACAUCGUGCCAGAGGGCAACUUUACCUACCUCGCUCAGACAAAAAUGGGUGAAUACGGUGAACAGCAGCUGGCGACAAGCGGCCCAGGCGGAAGACCUAGCUUCAGUCAACCAUAUCCAAAGAACUUGGGGGCUUUUCGAACGGAACCUAUAAUCUGGAUUGGAUAUGCUACCGUCAACGAUACCUCACUCCCGCAACCCAUGUCAAGGGAAGACCCAGACUGGUAUGAUGCCUACACCCCGGUCAUUUUUGGCUGUGAACACUAUGAGAUCAACUACACCGUCAAGUUCGAAUACAUUAGAGGGGAACAAUCUCAAGAAAUCAUCGGUCGCGACUACAUGAAGAAGGUAGUAAACACCACAUAUCUCGCCGGCGAAGGGGACCUGGACAAAAGGCUUAGGGAUCGCACCGUGGCUACGCCAGAGGAGAAUUACGUGUUUCCACGUGAUGUUAGGAGCUACAAACGAACAGCGGCAUUCCAUUCACUCGGUCAUGGUUUGAGGUCCUACCUGGAUGGAAAAAUCAAGAUGCCAUAUGCAAUUGCAGAAACAGACAUUGUGCUGACAUCUCUUAUAACCCACGUCAACCUCCUUCCUGUCGAUAAUCUUCCAAGUGCCAUAGAGAAGUUGUACGAAGACAUCAUAGUGUCGCUAUUGUCCAACCCGGCCUUCCUUGCCGUCUCUUGGGCAUCCAAUGGGAAACCCUCAGGAUACGCUCGCGGCGGCCCCGAUACAAACUAUCCGUGUGUUCGUACACGGCCGAGUACUAUUUUUCGUUAUGAUAUGCUCCAGCUCGUGGCGGUGUAUCUUGUCAGCUUUGUCUUGGCUUUGAUUGGGGUGCUUCUGGGGUUUCAAGCGGCUUGUGAAGAAGGGUUGAUGCGCGAUAUGAAGCCAUCGUCCAUCAUUGAAGCCACCCGAGCUCCGAGUCUCAACGAACUGGGACCUGGAGGCGAGUUGGACAAGAACAAUGUCAGGGUCGGAUACGGAUUGGUACAGCAGCAUGCUGGUGGAAGUCUGAGGAGCUUUGGAUUGGAGGGGGACGGACAUCUACUAUGGAAUCAGGACAUGGAACUACGAGGCGCUUAA
Molecule: messenger RNA, 2058 nt
Organism: Fusarium vanettenii 77-13-4
Lineage: Eukaryota; Fungi; Ascomycota; Sordariomycetes; Hypocreales; Nectriaceae
Exons: 3
Coding region: 1-2058 (685 amino acids)
Source: RefSeq, a predicted model, not a curated record